CCAAUGCUCUGACAAUUGACAAUCGACGAUCGACGUAGAUGUUGAAUAAGUGAACGGAACCCAAAAGCUUAUCAAUCUUUUCCAUCCAUCUUCCUGUCUCUUCAUUUCAUUGGAAAAUCAAUGGCAGUGAUCGAAGAGGAAACCUUUAUUCAUUGAAAAUUUACAAAAUAUUUUGUUACAAAGUGAAAAUAAACGAGAACGGUGCGGGGAAAAAAAUCCCGCCAUAAAAGGAAACCUUGAAAGCUACAGAGUCGAAACUCAACUCGAGUGUCUUUUGGGAAUUGGCAUGGGGGCCUCCUUAGUGUAAUUCCAACAGACGCUUUCACGUAAACGAAGCAGAAGAGCGAUUCCUGCAUACCCCGAGAGCAAUUGAAGUGGGUUUAGCUUGAGUGAUGCCAAGAAGGCUGAUCGAUCUCCUAGCUUCAUGGAGAGGCCUUGAGGGAACUUCCUAAAUUGCAGCAAUUUGGAAGAUGGUUCCAAUUUGCCGAUGGGGGUGUCUUUUGAGGGAGAGGAAUGAGAGAAGCUUUGAAGAUCUUGAGCAUUCAAUGGAUGAGCUUAGAACUUUCUUUUUUUAACACUUAUGUUCCAUUGGUCAAUUGUAAUUGAUUUUAAUGGCAUGAACAUUCAUGAAAUUCUUGUAUCACCAUAAUAUCAUGCAUAGGCAUUGGAGCAUUGCUCUUGUAUAUGUCCCGUGUACUUGGCUCUUGCCUAUUCUUAUGAUCAAUAAAAUAUUGUUUACCAAUAAAAAAAAGCAUGAAGUUCUACCUUUGGGAAGUGUUAGAGAUUGGGGCCUAGAAAUACGCUAAUGUGGUCUUUUCAAGAUGCAAUCUACUGGUAUCAUAAGCUGGUUACUUAUAUUAAAUAGAUUCCCUGGUCUGUCAAUUCUGUAAUCUAUGUUCAUGUUAACUAGGGUUGCAUGAUUGCCAAUAUGCCACUUAAGGCUUAUCCUCAUAUCAAUUUUCCAAAUUUUCCUUGGUGAGGAUUUCUUGGUUUGUGUUUCCCUUCUUCCUAAUCAAUUUUCUUUCCUUGUUGAAACAAAAUAAGUUUUUCAGUGGAGCAAGUGGCCAGGAAAGUAGGCGGCAAUGUGUUGCAAGGCAGAAGCUUGUAAGGAGUGCACCCAGAAAUGUUUGCUGGUUCAUCAGAGGAAGAAAAACUCAAUGAGUGGAGCUACUGCUUUUUUCAAAGUCAUGAUUGGUGAUCAGUUUUCAAAAGUCUUGUUUUUGCCUCCAAAGUUUGCUGCUACGGUAUCAUCAUUGGUUGAUCAAGAAACCUUUCUUGAGGACUCGAGUGGGCAGCAAUGGAAUGUAGCAUUAUCAAAUCUUAAUGGUUCACUCGCUUUUGACCGAGGAUGGGGUUCCUUCGCAUUAGACCAUGGGCUGGAGGUUGGAAAUUUUUUGGUGUUCAAUUAUGUUAUGGGAUCAGGCUUUGUUGUUAAGAUUUUCAAUACAACUGGGUGUGAAAAAAUAGAUUUUCCUGAGAACAGUAAUGUGAAGAAAAGAGCUAGGAUUAAUGGGAAUGGGAAUUUAGCUGCCAAACAUGACCAAUGCCACAGAAAUGAAGGUUCGAUGAAUAACCAAGCUUCAAGCACCUCUGCUAUGUCUUUGUCAGAAGCAGUAUUACAUCAAAGCCAAUGUGAACCAAAUGAUGUGGAAGCAAUACCAAGAGCCCCUGAAGACAUGCUGCAUUGUGAUAGUAGCAAUGGAGGGGCCAAACAUUUGGCCAAAGCAGAAUAUAUUGAAGAGCCAUUUUACCUAAUCAACCGAGACUUGCAAGACAACCAAGGAUAUGACAGAAAUCCUGUGUUUGACUUGUUUAACUUUGAAACGUGGAACAACUCAGGUGCUGAUGUUACCAGCAAAUCUGCAGUCAAAGAUGGAAGGUUUCCUUAUGAUACUGAUAUAUCACUAAACUCUCAAAUGAAAACCUGCUUUGUUGUCAAAGACCCAGUGGCCAAAGGGAUAGUGAGUGGAGUAGCAACUACAGAUGCUUUGGACUUUGAAACGAUUGAGAAAAGUCAUUGCUCCGAAGAAAUUAGUAAGAAGGCAUCCGCUUCUGGUAACAAUUCUUGCAAAAAUAGGACAUCUGGGCAUCUCUUGACCACAUCUGCCAUAAGACUUGAAGGAAACAAGGAGAACAUCUCUGACGUACCAAUUAAAGGAAUUACAAAGUGCCAAAUUGCAGAGGGAUCAGGUGCUGCAGUAUCAAGAGACCUCUCAGAGUCAAUGUCAGAAAACAAUCAGGUGGCCCUGUCUCCUAAGGAGAAUACUUCACUCAUUGACGGUUUUUCAAGUGCUAAACAGGAAUUUAAUGGGAUGUCUGAGCUCGUGGAUGUUCCCGUUACCUCUGACAUGCGUGACUGUCAGACUCGUUUGUGGAAUGAUUCAAAGAUGAUCGAUCAAGUUCACAGUCCAAGUUCUGAUAUGAUUGCAAGUGAGAAAUAUCGAGGGGCGAAAGUUGAACACGUUGACUCAGUUGGAACUUCCUCAACAUAUACAGCCAGUCUCUCCUGUUUGGUGGCCAAAGAAAGCCAAUCUUUUCUUGAGUUGCCCACAUGUCUGCCAUCUUCUUAUCAUGGAAAAGCAAGAAUGGAAAGGAGGGUUGUGUUCCUGCGAGAUCCAGCAAUGAGAUUAUGGCCAGUCCUCUACCAUGAGAGGUCUGGUUUCACAAUUUUGACGAGUGGAUGGGAAGCUUUUAGCAAGGCGAAUGGCAUUCAACCUGGAGAUGAGUGUGUUUUUGGGAUUGAGAGGGCCUCGGAGGGUAUAUAUGGUGUCCGUAUUACCCGAAAGUAAAGAAAGCUGGAGUUGCUUAAUUCAGGCCUCAUCAUAUUCUGUAUAAAUGGAGACUAUUUUGUGAGGAACUCUGGUAAUUAGAAACGUGUUUUGGGAAUGCUUGAAUCCAGAAUUUGAUCAAUGUUUAGUGCACCAGUCAUAUAUGAGGUAGCCUUACCUUUGAUGUAAAUGGAUCUUGUGUAUACGUUUCUCAGGUCUUUCUAUGAUGCGUCCGGAGCAAAAGCUCAAUUUACGAUGCAAUAUUUUAGUAAAACCUCAA
This is a messenger RNA of Carya illinoinensis, 3048 nucleotides long. Its product is annotated as B3 domain-containing protein Os02g0598200-like. Gene Ontology annotation, molecular function: DNA binding. Lineage: Eukaryota; Viridiplantae; Streptophyta; Magnoliopsida; Fagales; Juglandaceae. The transcript is spliced from 6 exons. The record is from RefSeq and is a predicted model, not a curated record. The coding region runs from base 1083 to 2789 and encodes 568 amino acids.